Cylindrotheca closterium is the source of this 3177-nucleotide messenger RNA. The record is from the annotation of a GenBank genome assembly. NCBI's taxonomy places the organism in Eukaryota, Bacillariophyta, Bacillariophyceae, Bacillariales, Bacillariaceae.
AUGAACACCAUGUCAUUUCCAGUUGGAGAGCUGAGAACUUUCUGGGAGGAUGGGAGUGCCCAAGCGUAUAUGUUUGUUGUUUCAACAGCCAUCUGCUUGAGUUUUGCAAGAUACUUCAAAUUCCAAAAGCAGAGCAAGACACCACUCUCAUUGUUGCCCCCCUUGAUCUCCCUUUGCGUUCUUGGGAUGACAUGGUUUUAUAUCUUUCGCUUCAUCGCGACUCACAUUCACACUUCAGAAAGCUAUUUCGGCGACGCCUACCGAGAUGUGUUGAGAGACGAAGGGCAGUACAUGAUCAGUACUCAGUUGUUGACGUGGGCAAUUGUCUCAGUGCUUUGGAUGGAGGAUGAAGGCACUGUUUCAGACCUUGUUUUCAUUGGUUAUGGUUUUCUUGGAGCCAUGGGGGCAUCCUUUGUUUUAUGGGUACCAUCCUUGUAUUGGCGAAUGGACCGAAGUCGUUUGGCUCGAAAUCGCAGCGUCUCGUUGCUUUCUGCAAUUUGUGCGGUAGUUGGGUUUGUGUGUAUUGUCAACAUUGCGCCAUGUUCAGAAGAUGAAGUAUCGGAAUGUAUACAAAACGAACGAUUUGGAACCUUUCGACCUUCCUACGAUCGAUGGCUGCAUGGUCUGCACUACGUUCUCAUCGUUCCAGCCUUGGGUAAAGUUCUUCCGCUGCCGCUUUCCGGCAUUCGAGUUGACGCAUCCAUUGUGUACUUUGCCGCAUCCAUUGUCUUUGGACUAUGGCAUUUUUCGCUUUUAGCAUCGAGCAAUCAGAGCGGACUUUCAUUCGUUCUGUCGACUUCGAUGACGGAUUGCCAGAUAUCCAUCACAACUGACAUGGUUUGCAGUUGUCUCAUCACGGUUUUUGCAAUCUAUCGAGACACAAUGAUAUCCGCGCAAGCGGGAUGGAUGGGACAAAACAAAAGGAGUGAAACUCAUUCCAAAGAUGAGGCAAUCUUUCGGGCUUCCUUGGCAGCACUUGGUGUGGCGUUGUUUUCUCCUGGUGCUGUGUUGGCGUUUCAUUUAGGCUCCCGAUGUGCGGAUGACAUACAUAUGACCCUAGUUGCCCGAGGGCAACAAUGGGUGGCCACUAAGCUACGUUCAGAGUCGUUAUCCCCAAAGGAAAACAAUAUGAUGCAGGGAUCAGGAGCACCUACAUGGUGCAACCUCGGACUUUGGACCGACCGCAAAGGAAAUCGAAUAUUUUUGUACGAUGAAGCCUGUGAAGAACUCGCAAUGUCCCUCGGAAAAGCUGCAUCUUUGGGAGAGAACGAUGGAGUACUCUGUUGUGGUUGUGGUUCGGGUGCAGAACUAGAUUUGUAUAAAGACCGCUUCAAAAUACAGCAUAUUACUGGUAUUGACCCCGACAUGGAUCGCAUGAUGGACUGGGAGAACAACAGGCUUUUGAAAGGUGGCGAUUACAAUGUUCGCAGAAUGAUGGCUAGUGUGGAAGAUUUGAGAUCUCGACCAUGCCAGCAGCUCCUUGGAUCCAAACUUUUCAACAAGAUUGUGGCAUUGGACAAUGUGUAUCACUACCGAUCAAAGUUCAACUUCUUCCAGGACUGCGAAGCUCUCCUUCCGCCUGGCGGAACCGUGGCUGUGAGCGACAUUAUCAUUCGUCCUGGCGCAGUUCCACAGUGGGUCAGAUUCAUGCUCCUUGCUUGUGGUUUGCAACGUCACAAUCUUUGGACAGAAAAGGAGUAUAUGAAGUACCUAUGUGACAUAGGAUUCACCGAUAUUUCUGUUCGAAGCACUGGGGGCAACGUAUUGACGGGAUGGGAAAUGUUCUUUCCAAAAGGGCUGCUGCAAUAUUUGGAUUACUCCAUAAUUGUUGCUUCUACCCCAAAAGCUGAUCCAAAAUCGGAACGGACGACAAAGAAAGUAGCUAUCGUUGGAUCAGGUCUUGCUGGCCUUGCCACGGCGCAUUCCCUUAUCAUGUCCACUGAGGAUAUUGCAGUUACCAUAUACGAAGCUUAUGAUCGGCCCGGUCUUGCUGGGAACAGCACCUGGUACGAAGGCCAUCUGGUCGAUAUUCCACCACGAAUGGCAUCGAAAGGAUACUACAAAGAAUACCGGAAACUCUUGAGACACCUGAAUAUCCCAACGCAAGUGGUCGAGGCCGACUGCACCUACUAUGGUACAGACACAAAGAGCGGAAAGAAAAAGACGUUUGCAUCGUAUGAUAUCUCAAAUACGCUCAACAAUCUUUCGUUUGCUCUGUUCGAAGGGGGCCUUUCGAACUUGUGGACAUUGGGGAGUGCAAUGUCAAGUAUUAAGCUCGAGGAAUGCAAUGAUGAUGACGACACAUCACCUGUACUGACCUUUGGGGAUUGGUUAAAGUCAACUUCUCUAUGCUGCGCGAGCACCCCCGAUUCCUUUGAGAUGUGCCAAAACAAUCCAUUCUUGUAUUUGGUCAUUGGUUCACUGGGGUGGAUGCUUUCUUGCACCUACCAACAGUUGAUGGACUAUCCUGCUGGCAUCAUUCUUCCCUACCUUCGUAGUUUAUACAUUCAAAGCAUGCAAACCACUGGAGACGGAUCGGUGGUCCGAGUCAACCCCUCUGUCAAAUUAAUGGAGCAAACAUUGUUAUAUGGUGUCAAGGAACUCAAGUGCGGCAAUCCAAUUUCUGGUUUGGAUGACAAAAAAACAAUCGAUGGUGUCCAAUACGAUGCCAUUGUUUGUGCCACUGAAGCCCGAGCCAUUUCCAAAGUUUUCAAGAAUGCCCCCAAAGCUUUCGCGGAGGUUAAAUACCAUCCCAGUAUUAUCUACUUACAUACCGAUGAGAGUUUCAUGCCUCCCGACAAAAAGGAUUGGCGCAAAUGGACCGUGGAAAUGAAGGAGGACCGUGACGAACCACAACUAUCCUUUUGGCUCAAUGAAGUCUACCCUGAUUCCAACUUUAGUGGCAAUGUCUUUCAGACUUGGGCCCCACUCCAUGACCCCAAACCCGACAGCAUUAUGAAAAAGGCUAGCUUUCAACGAGUAGUUCAUACCAAAGAGACACCCAGACUACUAAAGGAGAUUGAAGCAGCACAAGGAAAGCAAGGGAUUUACUAUGCGGGAUCGUAUACCGAAUAUGGCAUGGGAUUACUGGAACAGGCUCUGAUAUCAGGUCGGAAGGCUGCCCAACGGGUACUGGACGAAGUAGUUUCGGAAGAAAAAUCUAUGAAAGCCAAGUAG